UAAACACACAGUCACAGUCGCACAAGCAAAUUUGCUUUUUUAUCCUCCUCCGGCGAAAGAUGACCACGGACUUCUCAAAAUCAGUAGACAUCGGACUUAGGCUAUCUAAACGUAUAUACUAUGGAAAAGAGUACGAGCCUCGCAUGUCUGCUCCGAAACCGGCGAUAAUGACCAAGUCAUCCUCACCGUCACCAUGUUCUUCCCCUCUGCCGUCGAAGCAUCAUCCAACGGCGCCGAUGGUUUAUGCGAUGAUUACUGAGCCUGAUAUAGUCGAUAAUCCAGAUAUCCGGAGCUACCAGCCUCACGUGUACGGACGUUUCAAUCCGCCGGCGUUGAUUCCUCUUCAUAUGUAUGAGAUUUCGAUGAAUAUCGAGUGUUAUUUGGACACUGCGUUUGUUACUGUUUCCGGCACUUGGCACGUCCAUUGCGUCACUGCAAGUGCUUGCUGUGAUUGCUGUAUCGCGAUUCCCAUGGGUCAGCAGGGUUCAAUUCUAGACAUCAAAGUUGAGAGCACUAAAAGAUCAUAUUCUACAAAAUUGAUUGCUUCAGGAGAUGAGAAAGAUGAUUCAGAUCGAAUAACCAAGGCAAAAGAUGGGUUCUUGAUGAAACGUAACACAUACACAUUAAGAAUUCCUCAGGUUGAUGGAGGAUCCAUUAUCCAUGUUAAAGUUAGAUGGUCUCAGAAACUGGUGUAUCAAGAUAAUGAAUUCCACCUCAGUAUACCUUUCAGUUUCCCCUCAUAUAUUUUACCUUUGAAGAGCAAAAUUCCUCAAAUGGAGAAACUUCUGGUAAAUGUGAACUCUGGUACUGGGACUGUGAUUACAUGCAGUUCUACUAGUCACCCUUUAAAGGAGGUGAAACGACAGCCUGGGGAAGCGAGCUUCUCAUACGAGGCAGAAGUUCUUAAAUGGUCCACUCAAGACUUCUAUUUUGCUUAUUAUGUAUGCUCGAAUGAGAUUUUUGGUGGUCUGCUCCUGCAUCAUCCAUCUCUACAUGAUUAUGAUCGAAGAGAUAUGUUUUGCUUUUAUCUUUUUCCCGGGGCUAACAUAAUUAGAAAGCAUUUUCGAAAGGAAGUGGUGUUUCUAUUGGACAAAAGUGGUAGCAUGAGAGCCUUCAAUGAAGGCAUUCAAUCAUUCUCAUCUUCACUGGAGUUGGCAACAAAAGAAACAAUCAGAAAUGCAACUGAAUGGAUGUGGAAAACAUUGGUUGCAGAAGGAGAGACAAACUUGAUGUGCCCAUUGAAACGGGCACUUGAGAUGGUUGGUAAAAAUGGUGAACUUAUUCCUCUCAUUUUUCUCAUUACUGAUGGUACUGUUGAAGAUGAAAGAGAGAUUUGUAAUAUGAUGAAAUUCAGCCAUGUAGAUGGAGGCUUGAGUUCUCCCCGAAUUUUCACAUUUGGAAUAGGUUCAUACUGUAAUCAUCAUUUCUUGCCAAUGCUUGCUCAUAUUGGAAGGGGAUAUUAUGAUCAUGCAUGUGAUGUAGAUUUAAUCGGUGAUCGUUUGCAACGGCUAUUUAAUAAUGCUUUGUCACCUUUGCUUGCAAAUGUAACCCUUGAUUCUUUAGAAACUCUCAAAUCAUAUGAGUUGUACCCAUCUCGAAUUCCAGAUUUGUUAUCAAGAAGCCCGUUGAUUGUAUCAGGUCGAUACCAAGGCAAAUUUCCAGAACUUGUGAAAGUUAGAGGUUUGAUGACAGAUCUAAGUAGUUAUGUGAUGGAUAUUAAAGUGAGAAAGACUUCAAACAUUAACUUAGAUAGAAUGUGUGGUAUGAGGGAGGUGGAUAUACUGACAUCACAGGCAUGGUUAGACAAAAACAUAGAUACGGAGAAGAAGGUUGCAAAAAUGAGCUUACAAAGAGGAGUUCCUUCUGAAUAUACUCGCAUAAUUCUAGUUCAGAAAGAUAAAGUAAAGCCGACCACCCUCCUAUCUCUUCUACUAGAUGAGGUACAGAAAUGUUCAAAAUUGGGAAAUGAGAAGGUGAUAUACCUGAGGAAUCCAUGUGUUGGAUUUGGUAAAUUAAAGGCUACUGCUGCAAAUCUACCUCCAGGAAUCGAAGACAUAAAGUUAAACGAAGCUGCAAAAAUGGUGGUGGAGGCUGCAACAUCAUGUUGGGGGAUGUUCAUCAAUUCAUGGUGUUGGAGAUUGAAGACUACUACAAAAAAAGCUUAUAGGACCCGGUUAUUUCAAUUAAAAAACCCGGUUUUGACCGGGUCCUAA
This is a messenger RNA of Lactuca virosa, 2213 nucleotides long. The record is from the annotation of a GenBank genome assembly. NCBI's taxonomy places the organism in Eukaryota, Viridiplantae, Streptophyta, Magnoliopsida, Asterales, Asteraceae.